Molecule: messenger RNA, 810 nt
Organism: Acaulospora morrowiae
Lineage: Eukaryota; Fungi; Glomeromycota; Glomeromycetes; Diversisporales; Acaulosporaceae
Source: the annotation of a GenBank genome assembly
AUGCCGCAAGUUAAGUGCCAGAGAGGACUGUCAGUAGUAGACCAAGCAUCCCUAUACAAUGUUGCAGAAGACUUAUUGAGUCAGAGAACUAAUGCCAUAUAUGCCCAACUAUUGCAAAUUCUGAAGCAACAACAGCACCUGGCACAAGUAUUGAAACGACCUAUCAUUACCCCUGUAGAAGUUGACUAUGUAAAAGACCAGCCUCAACGAACCUCAGCAGCUAGAUAUAAUAUGAAGAUAAGAAACAAACCAGUCGUAGCAGUAUUGGACUCUGGAGCUGCAGUGAGCAUUAUGUCAAAGAAAUUGCUUACCAAGCUCAGACUACAAAUUUCAGAACCAUCUAACGCUGUUGUUAUCACUGCGAACAGAACACGGGAAAGAGCUCUAGGAAAGUUGAAGGAUAUAGCACUACAAAUAGGAAGAAUCACUGUACCUACGGACUUUCAGGUUAUAGAAUCUACAGAAGAAAUGAUACUAUUAGGAAUGAGUUGGUUUAAGAAGUUACGUGCCUGCCUAUAUUUCAACGAACAAAAAUUGAUUAUUACCCACAAGGAAGAAAGCAUAGAGCUACCCAUUCACCAAGAAAAAGAAGUUAAAAUAGAAGAACCGGAGGAAAAAGAAGAGAAUUACGAGGAAGAUGACUAUUUUGAUACAUAUAAGGAAGAAGAUCUAGAUGAAGUAGAAAGUUACUUGACCGACGAUCAAGAGAACUUAUAUACUAAUCCAUGGAUCGAUGAGCAUAGCCCGGCAGCAUAUUUGACGAUGAUUGAAGAAGUUCUGACACCCAAAGAAACUGAACGACCCAUAUGA